Molecule: messenger RNA, 324 nt
Organism: Synchiropus splendidus (mandarinfish)
Lineage: Eukaryota; Metazoa; Chordata; Actinopteri; Syngnathiformes; Callionymidae
Gene: prok2
Product: prokineticin 2
Exons: 3
Coding region: 1-324 (107 amino acids)
Source: RefSeq, a predicted model, not a curated record
AUGAGGUCCUGUUUGCUUCUGCUCUUCUCGCUGCUUCUGGUGUCCCGCGGCUCUUCGGCAGUCAUCACUGGGGCCUGUGAGAAGGACACGCAGUGUGGAGGAGGGAUGUGUUGUGCGGUGAGUCUGUGGAUCCGCAGCCUGCACAUGUGCACUCCGAUGGGACAGGAAGGCGACGACUGUCACCCGCUGAGCCAUAAAAUCCCCUUCUUUGGGAAACGACUCCAUCACACCUGCCCGUGUCUGCCCAACCUGGAGUGCAUCACCGUGGAGGAGGGACGAUCCAAGUGCGUGUCACCACAGCAGUACCCAGACUAUUUCCUUUGA